AUGAAGCUCCUUUAUACAACCUUGUUAGUUGUCGUGUAUAUUAUUCCUGCAAUCAACGCUGCGCAAUGCUUAAGUGGUCAAUAUCCACCAAAGCCUGAACGACUGUUACCGACUUAUGUUGUAAAUCUAGAUGCACCACCUGUCGAACGUUGGCAGGAUUUAGCUAGUAAAUAUAAAGUGGAACUUAAAGAUCUAAUCGCCUAUUUGAAAACAUUUCUUGUCGAAAUUUCACCUGAACUGCAAUAUCUAGUCGAUCUUGUUGAUACUAAAUUGCCAGCAAUGGCUGAUACAUUACCAGCACCGUAUGGUGAUGAAAUGAAAGGUAUUAGUCAAGCAUCCGGUUUGCCGCUGGGUGAAGUUGUUUUGUACAAUAUUUUCUACGAAGUUUCAUCAUUGUGCACAUCGAUUGUUGGACAAGAUGAAAAGGGAAAUAUCUUUCACGGACGAAAUCUUGAUUUCGGAGGAUUGAUGGGUUGGGAUAAAAUAAAUCAUACAUGGGCAUUGACUGAAAAAUUACGACCAUUAAUGGUUCAAAUAAACUAUACGAAAAAUGGUCAAGUACUCUUCAAAACAACAACUUUUCUCGGCUACAUCGGAUCAUUAACUGGCGUGAAACCAGGUGUUUUCAGUGUCACCAUCAAUGAACGUAAUAUCGUCAAAGGUGGUUAUAUUGGUCUAAUUGAGUGGAUGUAUAAUAUUAAUCGCAAUCAAUCGUUUAUCACCUUUGCUAUUCGUGACAUGCUUACGAAUUCCGAAAGUUAUAAUCAAACCGUAAAAUAUUUAGCUGAAGUUCCGUUGGUAGCACCAUGUUUCUAUAUUGUAGCCGGAACCAAGCCUGGUGAAGGUGCGAUCAUUACUCGAUCACGCAAAGGUUCUGACGAUGUAAAACUAUUAGGUCGAGAUGAUCUCUGGUUUCUUGCUCAAACGAACUAUGAUAAUUGGAAAAAGCAACCAUUUUUUGAUGAUCGUUUAACACCAUGCAUUAAGUGUAUGCAAGAAAAGGGCAAAAAUCAAGUUACAUUUGAAUCACUUUACAACGUACUUUCAUCUCGGCCGAUGUUUAAUAAAGAAACUGUCUACACAUCUAUAAUGGAACCAGCUACAGGUCGAAUCGAGGCAUAUUGGCAAUUAUGUCUCGACGAGGAAGCCCCAUGUCGACCUUGGUAA
This is a messenger RNA of Adineta ricciae, 1167 nucleotides long. Lineage: Eukaryota; Metazoa; Rotifera; Eurotatoria; Adinetida; Adinetidae. The record is from the annotation of a GenBank genome assembly.